UAUGGGGCGAAGAAUCAAAUUUUGUCUAUAAAUCUGUGCUGAAAUGGAUUCAUCAAUAUCAUUUCUCAUGAACAUGGAAACCGUAGCUAGUUUUGGACCAACACCUAAAUCUCAUCUCUCUCUUCGCUCUCGCUCUAAUUUGAUCUCAGUAUGCAAACUCUCUCGCUUUCCCCUCAUAUCAUUUUCUGGUAAGCCUGGAAAGCCUGUUAGGUUGAAGGCCUCUCCAUCUCAUAUAGGUGAUGUUAAAGAAAAUACUCGGACGUUUAAGGAGAUUCCACCUUCUCCAUGGCCUCAUCACUUCCUCUCUGUUCAUGUGGAUGCCUCGGAAAUGGACAUGCUUGGGAAAGAGAUCGAGGCACUAAAGCCAAUAGUGGGCGGCAUGCUCAUGUCUUCCCAAUGUGUUGACUCGAUUAAGAAUAGAAUCAUUUUGAUCUAUUUGCUGGUGUGCCUCGGUCUGAUGUAUCUUUUCGAGGAUGAGAUCGAGGAGAGUCUAAAAGUGGAUUUUGAAAAUAUAGAGGAUAUAUUGGCCGGUGAACAUGAUUUGUGCACGGUUUCCACCAUCUUCUGGGUUUUCAGAAAGUACGGUUAUAACAUGUCUUCCGACGUGUUUAAGAGAUUCAAAGGCGAAAACGGAAAGUUUAAGGAAUGUCUUAGCGGGGAUGCCAAGGGCAUGGUCAGCUUGUAUGAAGCCGCUCACUUGGGCACACCAACAGACUAUAUUUUGGAUGAAGCAUUGAGAUUCACGACGAGCAACUUGAAGACGUUAGCUACAGCUGGAGCAAGUCCUUCCCAUAUCUCAGUGCGUAUACGAAAUGCUCUUCGCAUGCCUCAGCAUUACAAUGUCGAAAUGGUAUUCACUAGGGAAUACAUUUCAUUCUAUGAACAAGAAGAGGAUCACAACGAGAUGCUACUCAGAUUUUCUAAGAUAAAUUUCAAGUUCCUGCAGCUAAACUGGAUUCAAGAACUUAAAACUCUUAGCAAAUGGUGGAAGCAGCAAGAGCUUGUGUCUAAACUCCCACCUUUUUUCAGAGACAGAACGGUCGAGUGCUAUUUAUAUGCAGUGCUCGUAUAUUUCGAGCCACGAUUUUCACGUGGUAGAGCUGCAUUUGGUUAUUUCGGUGACCUCCUCACCGUAAUUGACGACACGUGUGAUAGAUAUGGGUCUGUUUCUGAAAUUACAGAUCUUGUUCAUUGCGUGGAGAGGUGGGAUCUAGAUUGCUUGGAAAGUUUACCAGAUUUUAUGAAAACUGUCUUCAAGUUUACUUGGAAUGUUUUCGAGAAGUGUCAAAGUGAUGGCAGAUCUGAAGAAGGAUUGUCAUACAAUGUGCAAAGUUUCCUUGAAGAGUUCAAGAAAUUUAUGAGAGCUAACCUUUCCUACGCCAAAUGGGCACAAUCAGACGUGGUGCCAACAUUCGAUGAAUUCUUGGCGGUUGGGGGAGCCGAAGUGACGAUGUAUGUAUCUAUAGCAUGCGUUUUUCUAGGGCUACGAAAAAAUGCUAGGGAAGAAGCUUAUGAGUGGCUAAAAUCCAGACCGAAAUUAGUUGUGGCUCAGGCUGCAAGGGGUCGGCUUAUGAAUGACAUGACUGGCUUCAAGGAUGACAUGAGCAGAGGGUAUAAAGCGAAUGCCAUCAACUAUUAUAUGAGUCUGUACGGAGUUACCGAGGAGGAAGCAUUCGUGGAGCUUAAGAAAAUGGUUAGGGACUUGGAUAAACAGAUAAACGAGGAGAUAUUGUUGGAAACAAAGACAGUGCCACGCGAAACCCUAAAACGAGCUACAGGAUUUGGGAAAAUGGUAGUUUACAGCUACAGAAACGGGGACGAAAAUUUCACUUUUCCAGAAGGGACAUUCAAAGAUCAUAUCACCUCUCUGUUCGUUGAUCUCAUUCGUCUUUGAAGAAUAAUUAGACUACUUUUUCUUUAUUUCAGCUGUAUCGUCAAUAUGUGGUUCUUGGCAUCUGUUGCACCGCAUCUUUUUGAACACAUCGUUGGUGUUUGGCGUGUUCUCCAAAGUCUUGAGUUGUCUUCUAUAUUUCAUUCUUCUAUUAAGAAUUUGUUUUUGUUUUCCUUUUCGAUAAAUUUUUUUGUUAAAACAAGAAAAUCAGCUAUAUGAAUACGUAAUUAAUAGUUGUAGGUUUUGAAGAACAAAUCUUUAUUAAGAGUUUAAAGGCAUAGUGAUUAUAAAGGAUGGGUGUUCUUCUGCUCUGUAGAGAUUAUGAAUUGAUCUUUGAGCUGUUCAAAGUCUUCUAUUUGUAGGAAUGAAA
Molecule: messenger RNA, 2261 nt
Organism: Thlaspi arvense
Lineage: Eukaryota; Viridiplantae; Streptophyta; Magnoliopsida; Brassicales; Brassicaceae
Source: the annotation of a GenBank genome assembly